CCGCAGAAUGAGGCUGUCAGCUUGGUAGACGGCGGACGGUGAUGGCCGCGGAGCCAGCGAGGCAGUGGACCGAGGAGCAGUUGCGGAGCGAGGAUGUGGCUAAGAAGGACAUCAUCGUGUUUCUGCAGCAGAGCGCCUCGGAGCCGUUUCUAGGCGAACAUAAGUUAAUGGGAAAUAUCAAGAAUGUUGCCAAGACUGCAAAGAAGGAGCAGCUAAUAACUGCCUACAAUCAUCUUUUUGAAACUAAGCGAUUUAAAGGCACUGAAUGUGCAGAGAAAGUCACCCAGCAGCUUAAAGAUGUGAAGGUCGGGGCUGCUCAGGACAAAGCAAAGGGGAAAAAAACUGAAGUGACCGCAAGUGAGGAACCACCAAAGUAUACCAAAACCAUGUUGCAAAAAGGUGACAAAAUCAACUUUCCCAAGAAGGGUGACACUGUCCACUGUUGGUAUACUGGAAUGUUAGAAGAUGGGACCGUGUUUGACUCAAAUGUUGCUUCUGGCUCAAAAAAGAAAAAGGCAACAAAGCCUUUGAGCUUUAAAGUAGGAGUUGGAAAAGUUAUCCGAGGAUGGGAUGAAGCACUCCUGACCAUGAGUAAAGGAGAAAAGGCCCGGCUACAGAUUGAAUCUGAUUGGGGAUAUGGUAAGAAAGGGCAACCAGAUGCCAAGAUUCCACCAAAUGCUAAACUCAUUUUUGAAGUUGAGCUCGUAGAUAUUGAAUAACUCCAAAUACAACGUCUUCAAGGUCAUGCUUCAGAAUAUUAAACAGUCCAAUGUUGCUCAAAAAGAUCUCCGUAAAACAAGAUCAUUGAAUGCUAAAAUAUGCAUCUUCUGGACAAAAUUGUGAAUUUGUACAAAGCCUUACUGAAUUUCAAAUGUUAUAUAUGAUUACAUACCACGCUAUUGGUGAAAUGUAACUGGUAAUCAUUUUGAUUCAUUUAAAUUCUUUUACUGCAGACCAUAGUAAUGCUUGGGACAAGAUGAAAAUUGCCAAAACAAAAUAAAGCUGUUUUGGGGCCACUGCAGAUAUUCUAACCUGUGAAU
Molecule: messenger RNA, 1040 nt
Organism: Pristis pectinata (smalltooth sawfish)
Lineage: Eukaryota; Metazoa; Chordata; Chondrichthyes; Rhinopristiformes; Pristidae
Gene: fkbp3
Product: FKBP prolyl isomerase 3
Exons: 7
Coding region: 42-719 (225 amino acids)
Molecular function (GO): peptidyl-prolyl cis-trans isomerase activity
Source: RefSeq, a predicted model, not a curated record